AUGUACCAAGGACCGGGCCUUGUGGCUUGGGAAGCUAUUUGCCAACCUAAGUCUACUGGUGGGUUGGGAUUUAGGAAUGUUUCAGCAUGGAAUAAAGCUGCAAUGGGGAAGUACCUUUGGGCUAUAGCCAAUAAGGAGGAUAGCUUAUGGUUGAGAUGGAUAAAUAGUGUAUAUUUGCAUAAUGGAGAUUGGUGGGAUCACAUCCCACCAAGUCAAUCGAGUUGGUACUGGAUUAGCUUGAUGAGGCUUAAGGAGCAAUUCAAGAUUGCUCUAAAUGGGAAUUUGGUACUGCAAAAAUACACUGUUGACUAUGGUUACAAACUUCUGAACCCAGUUCAAGAGAAGGUGUUUUGGAACAAGCAAAUAUGGGGUAGGCUAAACACACCAAAGCACAGUUUUGUUGCAUGGUUAGCUAUCCAACACAGACUCAAAACAAGGGAUAGACUAUGCAAGAUGGGGAUCUUUGCUGAUCAUGGAUGUUUGUUGUGUAAAGAACAGCCUGAAACAUCAAUGCAUCUGUUUUUUGAGUGCGCUGUUUCCCGGAAGUGCCUGCAACAAGUAAAGGAGUGGCUGCAAUGGAAGCCGCAAUCAGUUAGCCUCUCGGGUCUAAUUCGAUGGCUUGGUAGGUCGAAGAUGAGCAAUUUCAGAAAGCUUGUAAUAGCGGCUCCUGUUGCAAGCUUGAUUUACCACAUAUGGAAGAUGCGAAAUCUGUCCUAUUGGGAUGAUGAAACUCAAGAUGACAUGAGAAUGUGUAAAGAGUUAAAGGCUGGUGUGACUCAAAGAGUGGAAUUAUUUUGGCCUAAAAAAGUUUCGAAUGUAGACAAAGAAUGGUUCAUGUCAUUGUUAUAG
Cannabis sativa is the source of this 849-nucleotide messenger RNA. RefSeq lists its product as uncharacterized. Bases 1 to 849 code for a protein of 282 amino acids. The transcript has a single exon. NCBI's taxonomy places the organism in Eukaryota, Viridiplantae, Streptophyta, Magnoliopsida, Rosales, Cannabaceae. The record is from RefSeq and is a predicted model, not a curated record.